Molecule: messenger RNA, 943 nt
Organism: Ilex paraguariensis (yerba mate)
Lineage: Eukaryota; Viridiplantae; Streptophyta; Magnoliopsida; Aquifoliales; Aquifoliaceae
Source: the annotation of a GenBank genome assembly
AUGCUGUCCAUUACUGGGUCUUACAUCUUGACGGAGAGAGUAGUUUUCCCGAGGGACAUGCAAGGUGCUGCUGCUGCGGUGGUGGGCUGGGGCCGAAGCUCGGCGAAGAAAGCAAUCCAUUCAUCUUCAGUUCUGCCGGAUAUUCUGAAACGCUUCCUUCACUGUCCUCCUCUCGGGCUCACAGAUGUUGACCUCCCUGAUUUUUGGACUCCCACUGGUGGUGGUUGUACCCACACAUCUACCACCAGGCGUUCGAAAAGAGACUCCCACGCUUUCGUCCGCAUCAAGACCAGAGCUUGUGAUGAAGUUGGAAUUGCAUCGUUCGUGACACAACUCCCUCCAGAAUGCACCGAAGGUGAACUUUCAGAAGCUGUUUCAUGCUUUAAUGAGAACCCAUCACCAUUGUUCAUCCCUUGUGUCCCCAACGCUUGUAUUGAGUUGCUGCUUAGGUCUGGUGUCGAACUCAUCGGCAAGAAAGCAGCGGUAAUUGGCAGAAGCAAGAUUGCCGGAUUGCCCACUUCCUUGCCGUUGCAGAGACACCACGAGACAGUCAGCUUGGUCCAUUCAUACACGAAGAACCCAGAAGAACUGCCUUGUGGAGCCGUUAUUCUGGUUUUGGAUGUAGGAGUUCCCAACUUGAUUCAAUGCCACUGGCUGAAACCAGGUGCAGUUGUGAUCGACAUGGGAACCAAUUCAGUUAAGGAUCCCAAUAGCUUGCAUGGUUACCGCAUGGUCGGAGACGUUUGCUAUGAAGAAGCAAUCAAAAAGGCAUCGGUAUUACCCCCGUGCCUGGAGGUGUUGGACCUGUCACCCUCUCCAUGCUCCUCUCCAACAUUCUUGAUUCCGCCAAGCGUGCUUAUCAAUUUACAAGUCCUCCAUCAAUGUCAAGUCAAUCAUGAAAUGAGAACAAAGCACCAUGACUAGCCGCUAAUCAGCUUCCGAG